This is a messenger RNA of Lactuca sativa (garden lettuce), 1727 nucleotides long. Its product is annotated as serine/threonine-protein kinase PCRK1. Gene Ontology annotation, molecular function: protein kinase activity; ATP binding. Gene Ontology annotation, biological process: protein phosphorylation. NCBI's taxonomy places the organism in Eukaryota, Viridiplantae, Streptophyta, Magnoliopsida, Asterales, Asteraceae. The record is from RefSeq and is a predicted model, not a curated record.
AAGUGAAUUCAUACCAUCUUCUUGUUGGUCGUCGACGGAGAUGAGUUUUACGCGCACCCUACGCGACCAACGAAGAUUUUAUAAAGAAUAAGAUGAAUCCUAUGUUAACUAAUUGACCGUGUCCUCAAAUACCCGAUUCUUUUAACGAACCUUCCCCUAAUCAUUCAUAGUUCAUACCAUCGUUUCUGGGUUUCUUCAAAACAAUUUUUUUAUUUUAUAUGACUUCGAAUCUUGAGAGAAAUUCACUUCGAAAUUUAACAUUUUUCCUUCACUUCUGUUCUGUUUGCUGUUCUGGGUAGACUUUCAUUUUUGUCUUUAAUGAGCAUUUCUAGCUCCCCUCUUCGGAUGGUGGGAAGCUCUGAAGAUCAUGGCGAUUCCUGCUCUUGAGCUUCCAGCCAAAUCUGUAAAGCUCAUCGUUGAUAUGGACAGAUAGUCAACAAGAACACCUUUCUCUCAUGCGACUCAAGGCUCAAAACAAUGGUUUUCCAUUUCCGAUGUUUCUCUUUUUUGUAUGCACAAAAUGCACGAGAAACCACAACAGUUGAUGUCUUUCAUACUGCAAAUUCCCGAUUUGUUGAUGCUUCACGAAUGAAUCAAACUGUUGCCCCGAAUCUAAACAUAAGCCCAACACUUCGGAAUUUCACACUUUCCGAACUUAAAACAGCCACUAAAGAGUUUCACGCUUCUAACAAAAUCGGUGAGGGUGGAUUUGCGAUUGUAUAUAAAGGCACAGUGAAAAGCUUACAACAUCGGUCCUUUCUUAUUGAGGUGGCUGUGAAGCAAAUUAAACCAGGACAACUGGGAUAUAGAACAUGGUUGACUGAAGUGAAUGUUGGGGAAAUUAACCAUGAUAACCUUGUGAAGCUAAUUGGGUUUUGUAAUGAAGAUAGCCAGUUGCUUUUGGUGUAUGAAUAUAUGCCUAAAAAAAGCUUAGAUGGUCAUCUAGCAGCUAACUCAAAUACACCUCUCUCAUGGGGUAGGAGACUAAACAUAGCUAAAGAUGCCGCUACAGGUUUGGAGCACUUACAUAAGGCAAAGAUAGUCUUUAGGGACUUUAAACCCUCAAAUAUUCUUUUAGACAACAAUUGGAAUGCGAAGCUUUGUGACUUUGGAUUUGCUAGAGAUGGCCCACAAGAUGGACGUACCCAUGUCUCAACAAUGGUGGUAGGAACAAAAGGAUAUGCAGCUCCAGAAUAUGUUCAAACGGGUCGACUGACAUCGAAGGUUGAUGUAUGGAGCUAUGGUAUCUUUCUUGAAGAGCUUAUCACAGGUCGACCUCCAAUUACCCAAAAUAACCCUGAGAACAGUUCCCAAUGCUUGAGGUUGGUAUGUUGCUACGCAGGGGCAGAAAAGUCAAAACUAAUAGUUGACCCGAGGCUCCAAGGGUAUUCAGAGAGAUCGAUGCAGAAGGUGACUUUAAUUGCUAAGAAAUGUUUGGAGAAAGAUCCGAAGAUGAGGCCAACAAUGAGUGAGGUUCUUGAAAUGGUGACAGAUGCUAUUGCAUCGGAGAAUCAGCAGGUUGGCUGAGUAUUUGUUAUAUAAAAUUAUAUUUAAAAAAGAUUUUAUUUUUUCCUUGGAUUCUCGAUGUAGACUAUUUUUUGACCUGUUGAAACUGGUCUGGUAUGUGUAUAUUUUUUGGGAAAUUAUUGGGACUUGUGUGUAUACUAUAUAUAGAAAUUGUGUCCUUUUUGAGACAUUCUUAAGGAUUUUUAAGUUUUUCAUCUUCA